AAAAGAUGGUUGAACUGGGCUUCAGGCACAUUGUUGGAGUGGACGGCAGUAAAAACAUGCUGGAACGAGCUGCAAAGACCGGCGUCUAUCAGGACCUCAAACUGGCCUUACUGGGACCAGAACCACUGCCUGCACAUACUGACAUGUUUGAUGUAGUGAUCACGGUUAGUGGUCUGGAUGCCGGUUAUGUGCCAGUUAGUGUUGUCAGGGAGCUCUGCCUCGCCGCCAAACCAGGAGGUUUUGUCUGCAUGUCGAGAGGCGACUCCAGAGGAACAGAGGAAUACAAGAAGGAACUGGAGAAAGAGCUGCAGCUGAUGGAGGACAAAGGACUGUGGAGUCUAGUAGGAGUCAAAGAGACGGAUGAAUACAUGGAGGACCAACAUCUGACUGCUGAGAGACUCAAAGACCUGCAGCCAGAGGAGCGAUACAUCAGUGGGAAGGUUUAUCUCUACAAGAAAUCCAUGAUUUAGUAGAAAAUAACAGAGAACCUUGGAGUUGGAGUGGACCUGGAGUUUCACAGGCACAUCAGAUAUCAUGGAGAUUCCCACAGGAAUGAAUGGACUUCCGGUUGCCUCGUCUCACUACACAUACGUAAGUGAAACGAGUCGUUAACUCAGAGACAAAGAAACAGAUGAUUAAUAUCAAACUAUUUUCCUGUGUAACCCUUCAGUGCCUGAAUGUGUACACUUUAACAAUGUGAGGUUAAAAGCAAAUAAACUGAUUCUAAAUCAAACCAGCUGUGUGACGUGAAUUGUUCAGGUGUAGUUGACCAUGAAUGAAAGUGACCCGUGUUGAUGACAAACUAAUGAGUUUAAAACAUAACCAUGUGUGGCUGUGACCAUCACACAUGUACAUAUGAAAAGGAUCAGACAUGUUAUAUCUGUCUUUCUAUGAUCACUGCUUCUCCCUCCCUCCUUUCUAUUGGUGCAUCACUUCCUGUUUUUUGA
Molecule: messenger RNA, 947 nt
Organism: Epinephelus moara (kelp grouper)
Lineage: Eukaryota; Metazoa; Chordata; Actinopteri; Perciformes; Serranidae
Product: methyltransferase-like protein 27
Exons: 3
Coding region: 6-470 (154 amino acids)
Source: RefSeq, a predicted model, not a curated record